Columba livia (rock pigeon) is the source of this 8578-nucleotide messenger RNA. It is a transcript of the gene ARID1B, whose product is annotated as AT-rich interaction domain 1B. Gene Ontology annotation, molecular function: nucleosome binding; DNA binding. Gene Ontology annotation, cellular component: brahma complex; nucleoplasm; nBAF complex. The transcript has 21 exons. The record is from RefSeq and is a predicted model, not a curated record. Gene Ontology annotation, biological process: regulation of transcription by RNA polymerase II; positive regulation of DNA-templated transcription; chromatin remodeling. Lineage: Eukaryota; Metazoa; Chordata; Aves; Columbiformes; Columbidae. Bases 146 to 7183 code for a protein of 2345 amino acids.
CGCUUCGCUUUCUGCCCCUCUCCCUCCCCCACCCCGUGCUCGCCCUCCUUUUUUGAGGGUGGGGGUCGACUUUUUUCAAUUUUCAAUUUUUUUUUUUAGUAGUUACUAUUAUCAGUAGUAAUUUCUCCGGACUCGCAAUGUUGCGAUGAUCAUGGCCGCGCAAGUCGCAGCGGCUCCGGCGGGUGCGAACAACAGCAAGGGCAAAGCCCCGAACCUGCCGGGCGGCCUGGGCCCGGACCGGGGUCCGGGAGGGGCCGGGGCCGCGGCCGCCGCGGGGGCGCCCGGGCCGGUCCCCGCGCUGGGGGUCGGAGAGGGGAGUCCGGCCGGCAGCAGCAGCAGCAGCGGCGGCGUGAAUAAUGUAGAUCACCAUGGCCUCCGCCACCACAGCGAGCCGCUGAACAUGGCCAAUAACGCGGCUCCCGCCGCUGCCGUCGGUAACAACAACAACGCCAGCGGCGGCUCCUCCUCGGAGCCGGCUCUGAAGGAAGGUGGAAGCUCCUCGGCGUUAUCUUCAUCUUCUUCGUCUUCUUCCUCCUCCUCCUCCUCCUCCUCCAACCCGGGCUCGGCCAUGGAGACGGGGCUGCUCCCCAACCACAAGCUGAAGAGCGUCGGAGGCGAUCACCCCGCCGCGCCGCCCCACCACCACCAUGCCCACCACCCGCAUCACCAUGCCCACCACCACCAUGCCCACCACCCGCACCACCACCACCAUGCACUACAGCAGCAGCUAAAUCAAUUCCCGCCGCCGCCGCCGCAGCAGCCGCCGCCUCAGCACCAUCCCGUGCAGAAUAACAACAGCAGCCUCGGCGGCGGCAGCGGCAGCAACAACAACGGCGGUGGCGGCGCUGCUCAGCCCAGUGCAGACAUGGAGCAGCAGCAACAUGGAGGAAAAGACAGUGUUUUGGGCGCUCAGGCCGAGCCCCCCCAGCAGCCGCAGCAAAUGCUGAAUAAAGGCGCCGACGAGGAGGAGAUGCCCGGCAAGAUGGGCGAGCCCAUCGGCGGCCGCUACGAUCACCCCGGCUUGGGACCCCUGGGCGGACAGCAGCAGCCCCAGCAGCCGCCCCCGAGCGCUGGGAGCGGCGGCGGCGGCCUCGGCGGCGGCGGCGGGAGCGGGGGAGGCGGCGGCGGCCCCUCCGCGGUGGGUGUCUCGGAGUUCAAUAGCUAUUAUGGCAACGCUGCCCCUGCCAGCAGCGCUACGGCGAGCCGCGCCGGGCCUUGCUUUGAUCAACAUGGCGGACAACAAAGCCCCGGGAUGGGGAUAAUGCACCCCACGGCGGCCCCCAACAGCAUGGACCCCCUGCAAAACUCCCACGAAGGUUACCCCAACAGCCAGUACAACCACUACCCGGGCUACGGCCGCGGCCCCGGCGGCGGCGGCGGCGCGGGAGCCGUGGCGGCGGCGGCGGCCGCCGGGGCAGGCGGCGGCGGCUACGGGGGCUCCGCGGCGGGCUACGGGGUGCUGAGCUCCCCGCGGCAGCCGGGCGGCGGCAUGAUGAUGGGCCCCGGCGGCGGGGCCGGCCUCGGCAAGGCUGCUGCCGGCGCGGGGGCCGGCGGUUUCGCGCGGUUCUCCGGGCAGAACCAGCACCCGUCCGGGGCCACCCCUACCUUGAACCAGCUGCUCACGUCCCCCAGCCCCAUGAUGCGGAGCUACGGCAGCAGCUACCCCGACUACAGCAGCCCCAGCGCCCCGCCGCAGCCCCAGCCCCAGGCAGCGGCGGCCGCCCCGGGAAGCCAGCAGGCAGCGGCGGGCAUGGGCAUGGGCAAGGACAUGGGCGCCCAGUACGGAGCGGCAAACCCGGCCUGGGCAACGGCACAACAAAGAAAUCACCCGGCGAUGAGCCCUGGGAACACCGGGCAGGCCAUCAGCAGGACCCAGGGCAGUCCGAUGGAUCCCAUGGUGAUGAAGAGGCCCCAGCUGUAUGGCCUGGGCAACAACCCUCACUCGCAGGCCCAGCCCAGCAGCCCCUACCCUGGGCAGCCCUACGGCCACCCCGGCCCCCAGCGCUACCCGCUGGGCAUGCAGGGCCGGACCCCCGCCAUGGCCGGGAUGCAGUAUCCGCAGCAACAGAUUCCGCCCCAGUACGGCCAGCAAGGUGUGAGUGGCUACUGCCAGCAGGGCCAGCAGCCCUACUACAACCAGCAGCCCCAGCAUCUGCCGCCCCAGGCACAGUAUCUGUCGCAGGCGCAGCAGAGGUACCAGGCUCAGCAGGACAUGUCUCAGGAAGGCUAUGGAACCAGAUCUCAAGCCCCUAUGGCCCCAGGAAAGCCUAACCAUGAAGACUUGAACCUAAUCCAGCAAGAAAGACCAUCGAGCUUACCAGUUGAAGUCUUGGCCUCCGAGGAUGCUACAUUUGGACACAAGGAUUUAUCUGGAUCCAUUGAUGACUUGCCGACUGGAACCGAAGCAACCCUGAGCUCAGCCGUCAGCGCGUCAGGCUCCACGAGCAGCCAAGGGGAGCAGAGCAACCCUGCACAGUCUCCGUUCUCCCCUCAUGCUUCUCCACAUCUCUCUGGCAUCCCCGGGGGCCCAUCGCCUUCCCCUGUAGGCUCUCCCGUUGGGAGCAACCAGUCAAGAUCUGGUCCCAUUUCUCCAGCGAGUAUUCCAAGCAGUCAGAUGCCACCGCAGCCUCCUGGCAGCCAGUCGGAAUCCAGCUCCCACCCUGCCUUGAGCCAGUCACCAAUGCCACAGGACCGAGGUUUUAUGACAGGCAUACAGAGGAACCCCCAAAUGUCACAGUAUGGACCUCAGCAAACUGGACCUUCCAUGUCACCACACCCCUCACCUGGAGGCCAGGUGCAUCCUGGAAUUGGUAGCUUUCAGCAGAGUAAUUCAAGUGGUACUUAUGGGCCCCAGAUGAGCCAGUAUGGACCACAAGGAAACUACUCCAGACCACCGACGUACAGCGGUGUGCCCAACACAAGUUACAGUGGCCCAGGACCUGGCAUGGGUAUAAAUGCCAACAGUCAGAUGCACGGACAGGGGCCGAGCCAGCCUUGCGGUACCAUGCCCCUGGGUCGGAUGCCAUCAGCCGGGAUGCAGAGCAGACCAUUUCCUGGAAACAUGAGCAGUAUGACCCCCAAUUCUCCUGGCAUGUCUCAGCAGGGGGGUCCCGGGAUGGGCCCACCCAUGCCAACUGUGAACCGUAAGGCACAGGAGGCGGCUGCGGCAGUGAUGCAGGCUGCUGCAAACUCCGCUCAGAGCAGGCAAGGCAAUUUCCCUGCCAUGAAUCAGAGCGGUAUUAUGGGAUCCAGCUCCCCCUAUACUCAGCCGAUGAACAACAGCUCUGGCUUGAUGAACCCGCAGGCUCCUCCUUACAGCAUGGCACCUAACAUGGUGAACAGUUCCACAGCACCUAUGGGUCUUGCAGAUAUGAUGACAUCUGGUGAGUCCAAACUACCCCUUCCUCUCAAAGCAGAUGGCAAAGAAGAAGGACCCCCCCAGCCCGAGAGCAAGUCAAAGAAAUCAAGUUCUUCUACCACAACUGGAGAGAAGAUCACAAAAGUCUAUGAACUAGGAAACGAGCCGGAGCGCAAGAUGUGGGUAGAUCGGUACCUGACGUUCAUGGAGGAGAGGGGCACACCCGUGGCCAGUCUGCCAGCUGUGGGCAAGAAGCCCCUGGACCUGUUCAGGCUCUAUGUCUGCGUCAAGGAGAUUGGAGGUUUAGCACAGGUUAAUAAAAACAAGAAGUGGCGUGAGCUGGCAACCACCUUGAAUGUUGGCACUUCGAGCAGUGCAGCCAGCUCCCUGAAAAAACAAUACAUUCAGUACCUGUUUGCCUUCGAGUGCAAGAUUGAGCGAGGGGAGGAGCCCCCUCCAGAAGUCUUCAGCACUGGCGAUACUAAGAAACAACCUAAGAUUCAGCCGCCAUCUCCUGCUAAUUCUGGUUCCUUGCAAGGCCCACAGACUCCACAGUCUACUGGUAGUAAUUCCAUGACAGAAGUGCCAGGCGAUUUGAAGCCCCCAACACCAGCAUCAACACCUCAUGGACAGAUGACACCUAUGCAGGGUGGCAGAAACAGUGCAGUUAGUGUGCACGAUCCCUUUUCUGAUGUAAGUGAUUCAGCGUUCCCGAAGCGAAACUCUGUGACGCCAAAUGCACCAUACCAGCAGGGAAUAAACAUGCCAGAUAUGAUGGGAAGGAUGCCAUAUGAGCCGAAUAAAGAUCCUUUCGGUGGAAUGAGAAAAGUGCCUGGAAGCAAUGAGCCUUUCAUGACCCCUGGACAAAUGCCUAACAGUGGAAUACAAGAUAUGUACAACCAGAGUCCAUCUGGAGCCAUGUCCAACAUGAGCAUGAGCCAGCGACAGCAGUUCUCUUAUGGAGGCUAUGACAGGAGGUCGGAUCAUGGGCUGGGUCCUGAAGGCAGUAUGGGACCACCUGGUCAAAGCAACAUGGUGCCUUCAAACAGUGACCCAAGCAUGUACUCUCCUAAUCGUUACCCUGGCCAGCAAAGGCAUGAACCGUAUGGGCAGCAGUAUCCAGGACAAGGACCUCCCUCAGGACAGCCACCAUAUGGAGGACAUCAGCCUGGAAUGUAUCCACAGCAGCAGAACUAUAAGCGACACAUGGAUGGCAUGUAUGGGCCUCCAGCCAAACGCCAUGAAGGGGAUAUGUAUAACAUGCAGUAUGGCAACCAGCAACAGGAAAUGUAUAACCAGUACAGCAACGCAUACACGGGGCCUGACAGGAGGCCCAUGCAGGGGCAGUAUCCGUAUCCAUAUAACAGGGAGAGGAUGCAGGGCCCAGGACAAAUGCAGCAGCAUGGAAUACCUCCCCAGAUGAUUGGUGGCCCCAUGCAGUCAUCAUCCUCCAGUGAAGGACCUCAGCAGAACAUGUGGCCAACACGAAAUGAUAUGCCUUACCCUUACCAGAAUAGGCAAGGUCCAGGAGGCCCUGCACAGGCCCCACCAUAUCCAGGGAUGAAUCGCACUGACGAUAUGAUGGUACCUGACCAGAGGAUAAACCAUGAGAGUCAGUGGCCUUCUCAUGUCAACCAGCGUCAGCCUUCUUAUAUGUCAUCCUCAGCCUCCAUGCAGCCUAUCACUAGACCUCCUCAGUCAUCCUACCAGACACCACCCUCUAUGCCAAACCACAUCUCUAGAGCUCCAAGUCCAGCAUCCUUCCAGCGCUCUUUGGAAAACCGUAUGUCUCCAAGCAAGUCUCCUUUCCUACCCUCCAUGAAGAUGCAGAAGGUUAUACCCACAGUUCCAGUGUCACAGGUCACAGGACCUCCACCUCAACCACCACCAAUAAGGCGAGAAAUUACUUUCCCCCCAGGCUCUGUAGAAGCAUCCCAACCAGUCUUAAAACCAAGACGAAAGAUUACCUCAAAAGAUAUUGUAACUCCUGAAGCCUGGAGAGUGAUGAUGUCUCUUAAAUCUGGUCUUUUGGCUGAAAGUACCUGGGCGCUAGACACUAUUAAUAUUCUUCUGUAUGAUGACAGCACUGUUGCUACUUUCAACCUAUCUCAGUUGUCUGGAUUUCUUGAGCUUUUAGUAGAAUAUUUUAGAAAAUGCCUGAUUGACAUUUUUGGAAUCCUUAUGGAAUAUGAAGUGGGAGAUCCAGGCCACAAAGCACUUGAUCACAAAGCAGCCAAGAAAGAUGAUAGCCAGUCCUUGGCAGAGGUUACUGGAAAAGAGGAGACUGAUGAAUGUAUUGACUAUUUUGAUGAAGAUGAGGAGGAAGGGGAGGAUGAAAAGGUAGAAGGAGAAGAAAAGAGCAUUGUUUUUUCCACUCCUGGUGCCAUUGCUGAUCCAAGUGAGAGGCCAAAACAAGCCAGUAAAUUCGACAAGCUGCCAAUAAAGAUUGUGAAGAAAAAUAAUCUCUUUGUUGUUGACCGAUCUGACAAACUUGGACGUGUUCAGGAAUUUGAUAGUGGACUUCUCCACUGGCAGCUUGGCGGUGGUGACACAACUGAGCAUAUCCAGACUCACUUUGAAAGCAAGAUGGAGAUUCCUCCACGCAGGAAAGCCCCUCCUCCCUUGAACUCUCCUAGCAAAAAGAAGGACCUCGAGGGGAAAGGUGAAUCUGAGGAGCAACAAGAAAAAAGUAUAACGGCAACCAUUGAUGAUGUCCUCUCAGCUCGUCCUGGAGCAUUGCCUGAAGACUCCAACUCCAGUUCCCAAACAGAGAGCAGUAAAUUUCCCUUUGGGAUCCAUCAAGCCAAAAGCCACCGGAAUAUUAAACUGCUAGAGGAUGAGCCAAGGAGCCGGGAUGAGACUCCUCUAUGCACCAUAACUCACUGGCAAGACUCCUUGGCCAAACGCUGCAUCUGUGUGUCAAAUAUUGUCCGUAGCUUGUCUUUUGUGCCUGGCAAUGACACCGAAAUGUCCAAACAUCCAGGCUUGGUGCUGAUCCUGGGGAAGCUGAUUCUCCUUCACCAUGAGCAUCCAGAAAGAAAGCGAGCACCGCAGACUUACGAGAAAGAAGAAGAGGAGGACAAAGGGGUGGCCUGCAGCAAGGAUGAGUGGUGGUGGGACUGCCUCGAGGUCUUGAGGGAUAAUACGUUGGUCACAUUAGCCAACAUUUCUGGGCAGCUAGACUUGUCUGCUUACACAGAAAGCAUCUGUUUGCCAAUUUUGGAUGGCUUGCUGCACUGGAUGGUGUGCCCGUCUGCGGAGGCACAGGAUCCUUUUCCGACCGUGGGGCCCAACUCAGUUCUUUCGCCUCAGAGACUUGUGCUGGAGACCCUGUGUAAGCUCAGUAUCCAGGACAAUAAUGUGGACCUUAUCUUGGCCACCCCCCCAUUCAGUCGUCAGGAGAAACUCUACGCUACUUUAGUUAGGUACGUCGGGGACCGCAAAAACCCGGUCUGCCGAGAAAUGUCCAUGGCGCUCUUAUCGAACCUUGCCCAGGGGGACACAUUAGCAGCAAGGGCAAUAGCUGUGCAGAAGGGAAGCAUCGGAAACUUGAUAAGCUUCCUGGAGGAUGGGGUCACCAUGGCCCAGUACCAGCAGAGCCAGCAUAACCUCAUGCACAUGCAGCCUCCGCCCCUGGAGCCGCCUAGCGUAGACAUGAUGUGCAGGGCAGCCAAGGCCUUGCUGGCCAUGGCACGAGUGGACGAGAACCGCUCGGAGUUCCUAUUGCACGAGGGUCGUUUGCUGGAUAUCUCAAUAUCUGCUGUCCUGAACUCUCUGGUUGCAUCUGUCAUCUGUGAUGUACUUUUUCAGAUUGGACAGUUAUGACAUAAGUGAGAAGCCAAGCAUGUGUGAGUGGAGAUUAGAGGGUCACAUAUAACUGGCUGUUUUCUGUUCUUGUUUAUCCAACGUAGGAAGAAGGAAAAAAAAAAAGAAUCUUUGCUCCUCUGCCCCAUUCACUAUUUACCAAUUGGGAAUUAAAGAAAUUAUUAAUUUGAACAGUUAUGAAAUUAAUAUUUGCUGUCUAUGUGUAUAAGUACAUCUUUUUAUUUUAUUUUUUUUUUAACCAAAGUUGCUGUCUAGUACAUUCAAAGGUCACUUUUUUUUCCAUAGAUUAUCCUUUUCAAUGUUCUUUUCCAUGUUUGUAUUGCAUAUUUUUGGGAAGCGAACUAGUGACUUUUUAAAAAAAAAAUGUUAUGGCGAACCAUUGUAUGAUGGAAAAAGAAAUCUCACCACUUUGAAACAAAAAGGUGAAAAAUAACCAACAUACCAAGUUCCUGUGUGUUUUAUUUUUUCAAAUAAGGAAAAAAUAAUAAAAAAAAAAGAUAAAAAAAAACCAACCAACCUUGUAUACCAUCACCCAAAGCUCUGUGCAAUAGAAGAUGCUAGUGAUGUAGGUGUUAGGGGAUCAAGGAGGGUGUCAGUCAGUAGUCAAAAUACAAAACCAUCCUGGUUUCUCCUCAGGAGAAAUGGUUACAUUAGGCUAGGAGCAAAACAAAACAAACAAGUUAAAAGAUUUUUAAACAAAACCUGAUGAGAACCAUCAAUUGCUUCCUCACCAGAACUGUCUUGUCUACAUGUGGUUUUUUUGACCUUCCACAAGGACAGUUCUUCACAAUUCCUUUAAUCAUUUUUUAAAAUAUUUUUUUAUUGCCUAAGGGCCGUGAUGUAUAUAGAAGUUGUACAUUAAACAUACCCUCAUUCUUUUUUUUUAGUACAAAGUUUUUAGUUUCUUUUUCAUGAUGUGGUAUCUACAAAGUGAUAGUAGAAUUAUCUUUUCUUUCAUUUGGGCCAUAUCUCAAAAAAUAAUUAAAAAAAGAAAAAAAAAGAAAAAAGAAAAAACCCAACACAGAAAACCAACAACUGAGGGUAAUGUACAAGUUUCUGUAUGUAUAAAGUCAUGCUCUAUUUCGGGAGAGCAGCCGAUCACAAUUUGCUUUAUAAAUCAAGGUGUGGAAAUGGUUACGUAUGGAUUGAUUUAAGAAAAUGGUUACCAGUCUACAGACAAAAACAUAUAUACGGGAAAAACAAAGGAAGAAACACAACUUCAAAGAUUUUUCAGUGACAAGAAUCUGCAUUUGUAUUUCAAGAUAAUGUAGUUAAAAAAGAAAAAACUUGAUGUAAAUUCCUCCUUUUCCUCUGGCUUAAUGAAUUUCAUUUAUUCAGUAUAAAAUCUUUAUAUGUUCCACAUGUUAAGAAUAAAUGUACAUUAAAUCUUGUUAA